Molecule: messenger RNA, 639 nt
Organism: Brassicogethes aeneus
Lineage: Eukaryota; Metazoa; Arthropoda; Insecta; Coleoptera; Nitidulidae
Source: the annotation of a GenBank genome assembly
CAGAGUGGACUAUCUAAUCUAUGGUUUACAGUAGAAGUACAUCACAGUAUAAAUUGUAACGAAAAAUGUCUCAGCUGCUAGUAUAUUUGAAUUUCACUCAGAGUUGCAAUGAAUCAGUGGGUGAAUAACACUGCUGGGGUCUUUGGUUUAGGCGCAGCGAAGGCUUCUGCUCCAACCUCGGGGGUUUCAAUGGGAACUGUCAUUGCUGGGACCGUUGGUGCAGGCGUAGCGAUAGUCGCUGCACCAGCAAUCAUAUCGACCGUGGGAUUUACAGCAACUGGUAUAGCUGCAAAAUCCACUGCAGCAUGGAUGAUGAGUUGUUAUGGUGGAGCAACUACAGCUGGGGGGAUUGUGGCCACCCUUCAAACUGCUGGGGCUACCGGCACAAUUUUGGGAUCGAGUGUUGCAACUACGAUCUGUGGGUCAGUUGGAGCAGCUGCAGGUGGCGCAGUGAAAUAUUUGGCUCGCCGAAGGGUGUAAUUCAAGAAAUUGACAAUCCUUAAGGAUUUAUUACUUAUAAGUAUACUUUAAAUGUAAAUGUAAAAUAUAUAUUACAUAUGUAAAGUAUUUGUACAAUUGUGAAAAGUGGAAAAAAAUAAAUUUGUUUUAUCGAACCUUUGUUUCUUUUAUUAAAUUUCA